AUGGUAACAGAGGAUCCCGCCGCUUCGCAACAACUUGUUGUCCAUGAAGACUCUCGACGAACAACCCCAACGAACGACAAAAUGAGACACGGGUUUGGUGAAGACUACAAUUCAGAAAACUUUUUGAACACUCUCGCCGACACCUUCUAUAUCUAUUAUGAUGAUAAACGGCACAGUACUACUGGAAAUCCGUUAACUAAGGAAAUGAAGAAUAGUCCCAAGUAUUACAAAAACUUUCAGCCUAUACUCGACUGGAAAAUAAUGAAAGAAAGACAAAAGACCAUUAGUGCGGUGUUGGUAAUGUGUCUCAAUCUAGGUGUUGAUCCACCAGAUGUUAUGAAAACUUACCCUUGUGCUAAACUCGAAGCUUGGUGUGACCCCACUACUUUCACUGAUACUAAAAAAGCAAUUGAAAACAUUGGUAAGAAUUUGCAGUCACAGUACGAAACCCUUUCACUACGAACUAGGUAUAAACAAUCAUUAGAUCCGUGCGUGGAAGAUGUGAAACGAUUUUGCAACACGUUAAGACGGAAUGCUAAGGAUGAACGAAUUCUCUUCCAUUAUAAUGGACACGGAGUGCCACAACCGACUACAAGUGGAGAAAUUUGGGUGUUUAAUCGUGGCUAUACUCAAUAUAUACCUAUCUCACUUUACGAUUUGCAAACUUGGCUUGGUGCUCCAGUGAUUUUUGUAUAUGACUGCAACAGUGCUGGUAAUAUUGUUCACAAUUUCAAAAAAUUUGUGCAAAAACGGAUAGAUGAUGAUAACGAAGGCAAUCACGACGUCAGUGCACCCUCGCCAACAUCGGCCUAUCUUGACUGCAUCCAGUUAGCAGCAUGUAAAAGCAAUGAACUUUUGCCAAUGAGUCCUGACCUUCCUGCUGACUUGUUCACAUGUUGUCUUACUUGCCCCAUUGAUAUCAGUAUAAAGUGGUUUAUAAUGCAAAGCUCACUCAAAAAGAGCUACUAUGACUCGCUACCGAAAAAUCAAAUAGGAAAUGUUAUCGUUCCCGGAAAAUUGACCGACCGAAGAACGCCCUUGGGGGAACUUAACUGGAUUUUCACAGCAAUCACUGAUACAAUAGCAUGGACCUCCCUUUCAAGACCAAUUUUCAAACGCCUUUUCCGUCAAGACUUAAUGGUGGCUGCGUUGUUUCGUAAUUUCUUGCUAGCAAAGAGGAUUAUGCCCCAUUUGAAUUGUAAUCCAAUCAGCGAUCCACCGUUACCAGACUCUGUCAAACACCAUCCGAUGUGGGAUUCUUGGGAUUUGGCAAUUGAUCAAGUUCUUUCACAAUUGUUAAAGACGGCCAAGGAGGAAGAGCCCUUGAAUCAAAAUGUGAAUCACGUGCUGCUCUCUGUAGCAAAUGGACUGGCGAUAAGUAAUGGCAGCAGCUCACUCCCAAUGCCACAUGCAAAUGGCUCAUCAUUAAUCGUACCCACAACACAAAAUUUGGGAAAUUACCAGCAUUCAACUUUUUUUGAACAGCAAUUGACUGCUUUUGAGAUUUGGUUGAAGUACGCAGGUCCAUCGACGAAAGAGCCACCAGAGCAGUUACCAAUAGUCUUACAAGUAUUGUUGUCCCAAGUACACCGAUUGAGAGCCUUGAUCUUACUUUCAAAAUUUUUAGACUUGGGGCCAUGGGGGGUUUAUUUGUCGUUAUCUAUUGGAAUUUUUCCUUAUGUGUUGAAGCUUUUGCAAAGUCCAGCCCAGGAGUUGAAACCAGUGUUGAUAUUUAUAUGGGCAAGGAUUAUGGCUAUCGACUACAAAGGCACUCAACAAGAGUUAUGCAAAGACAAGGGGUACAAUUACUUUUACCAGAUUUUAAAUUCCUCACCACAAAGCCAAACAGGUUCUCACGGAGGGGUUGGAUCUAGCACAUCUGGUGCAUUAUUGAUUAACGAUGAUCACAAGGCAAUGAGUGCUUUCAUUUUGACCCUAUUUAUAAAAGACUUCAGAAACGGUCAGAGACUAUGCUUCUCGAGUGAAGUUGUCACCAACUGCAUAAGGUUUAUUCAAACGAGUGAAAAUCCUUUGUUGAGACAGUGGUGUGGCUUGCUACUCUCUCAAUUAUGGAACAAGUAUCCCGAUGGCAAGUGGGUGGUUUACAAAGAUGGUUAUAUCAAUCAGUUAUCAUUGCUUGUAAAUGAUCCUAUUCCAGAAGUUCGCACAUCGAUUGUUCUUGCACUAACAAAUUUUCUUUCCGAUCCCACAUUGUCUGGCCAAUCUCAACAAACGCAACAGCGACAGCCACAAUUCAAUUCAACAUCUGAGGCCAGAAAAGACGAAAUGAGGCAGCAAGAUUUGAAACUCGCUAAUGUUGUUUUGGGUCUCUUGGGAGACGGAUCCCCAAUUGUUCGAAAAGAAUUGGUGUUUUUCGUCAACAAAUUUAUAAAAACUUAUUCCAGAUUCUUCUUGGUGGUUGCUUUCAACCAGUUGGAGGAGGAGAUUGUACUUCUCGAUAACCCAAACGUUUUGAAUGAAUUUAGGAAACGAUCUCCAGCAUAUGGAUCCAUAUUUAGUUCAAUAUGGAAGGCACUUUUGAUAUUGUCUGAGGAUCCACACUGUGAGGUAAAACAUAUGGCUGAAAUUGUGAUCGAUUACGUCAUGGUGAAUUUGAAUGACAGUGAGUUGGGCCCAAUAGUUAAGGAAAUGCAAGGAUACUUGUUGAGUAAAUCAACACUCAGUAUAAGUGAAAGUUUUAUGUCUGGGACGCCUAUUUUGAGCAAGCCUUUGGGAGAAAAGAGACAAGUGUCGAGUGCAUCAGUGAUCAAUAGAAAGAACAAUUUGCUCAUUAACGGCUCGUCGUUGAAGACAAGGGCAGUUUCGUCAAAUGACCAUUCAUCUGAAAGUAAAUCUGACAACGAGUCCAUUACUUCGAAAAUCAAAAAUUUAUCUAUGUCGAAAUUGUUGAAAAGCUUACACUUGAAUGAGGAAUCAGAUAUGAAAAGCUUUAGUAGUAUUUUAACUUCAGGUCCAGUUCCUAGUCGGUAUGGUGCCGAAUACAAGCCCAAAUCUGCCUUUUACAAGACUCGGAAUUUUUCUGAAUUGCCUGAACUACCAGCUGAAUCUGAUUUCUUCGAGUACAGCUGUGAAUACUUUCAGGAACCACAAAUGUCUAAGAAUGAGACCGAUGAGCCGGGAUCAAAAGAAUAUAUCAAGAGGUUGUGGCGCAGGAAUCGAAAUGAAUUGAUUAUUCAGGAAACCCAGUCGCAAAAGGAAAUGGCAUUACGUGGCGAUUGGAAUAAAAGUGUAAAGGUGUUGAACAACAUUUCGCAGCCAAAAUGUAUCAAGUUCACACAGUUUGAAAAGAUUUUGGUUGCAAGUGAUGAAAAGGAUAACGUGACAAUUUGGGAUUGGGGAAGAAGUAAAACAGUUAAAAAGUUUUCUAAUGGAAAUCCUUUUGGAACCAAAAUAACAGAUUUGAAGUUUUUGAACGAAGACGAUCAACCUUUGUUGUAUACUGGCUCAUCUGAUGGAGUAGUAAAGAUUUACAAAAAUUUUCACAGUGAUGAAAACUUUGAUAACGAAGACAACGAUGAGAGCUAUGAUCCAUAUAGAGGAAACAGAAUCAAUCAAAGGCAUGAUUAUUUUGAAGAGAGCAACAACGAUGUUUUUACGAACAAGAUUGAGUUGGUCACUGGUUGGAGAGCUUUGACUGACUUGCUUCUCACGGCAAAAAGUUCUGGUCUCGUUUCUGAGUGGCAACAGUCAAGAGGAUCCUUAUUAGUUAGUGGUGAUGUCAAAGUUAUUCGUAUAUGGGAUGCGCCACGUGAAUUGUGUUUACUGGAUAUCCCUGCUAGGUCUUCCUCAUCCAUUACCAGCUUAACUUCUGAUCAAGUCGCUGGAAACAUUUUUAUUGCAGGGUUCGAUGACGGUAGCAUUAGAGUCUAUGACCAAAGGCUUGAUGCGAGGGAGUCAAUGGUUCGAACAUGGAAGCUGACGAGACAGCCAAAUGGGCAAUCUUCUCGUAACGUUGGAUAUGGAUCUAUAAAGAAUGUCCAAAUGCAAAGAGGUGGGUACAGGGAGUUGAUCAGUGGCUCUUCUGAUGGGUAUGUCAACUUGUGGGACAUAAGAUUAAAUGAUCCUAUAUUGACUUACAACGCCCCGGGCAAUCAAAUACGUAGUAUUGAUGUUCAUGAACAUGCUCCUGUUUUGGCAACGGGCUCCAAGUCGGUAAAUAUAUGGUCAACUGCUGGUGAUGAUUUAACAAUCUUGAAGAACCCGUCGCAUGAAAAGUACUUGACAACGAAUAGAGGUAUCAAUUAUCUUUCAAGUGUCACUUUCCAUCCACAUAGAAUGAUGCUAGCUACAAACUACACGCAAGAUGCUAACAUUAAUAUAUAUACUUGUGCAGAUGUAGUUAGUGAAUAUUAA
Messenger RNA from Lodderomyces orthopsilosis Co 90-125, 4374 nucleotides. RefSeq names its product ubiquitin-binding TORC1 subunit (gene KOG1). The record is from RefSeq and is a predicted model, not a curated record. NCBI's taxonomy places the organism in Eukaryota, Fungi, Ascomycota, Pichiomycetes, Serinales, Debaryomycetaceae. Gene Ontology annotation, cellular component: TORC1 complex; cytoplasm. Bases 1 to 4374 code for a protein of 1457 amino acids. The transcript has a single exon. Gene Ontology annotation, biological process: cellular response to starvation; regulation of autophagy; positive regulation of cell growth. Gene Ontology annotation, molecular function: protein binding; protein-macromolecule adaptor activity.